Molecule: messenger RNA, 3105 nt
Organism: Anolis carolinensis (green anole)
Lineage: Eukaryota; Metazoa; Chordata; Lepidosauria; Squamata; Anolidae
Gene: rrm1
Product: ribonucleotide reductase catalytic subunit M1
Exons: 19
Coding region: 140-2527 (795 amino acids)
Biological process (GO): deoxyribonucleotide biosynthetic process; DNA replication
Cellular component (GO): ribonucleoside-diphosphate reductase complex
Molecular function (GO): ATP binding; ribonucleoside-diphosphate reductase activity, thioredoxin disulfide as acceptor
Source: RefSeq, a predicted model, not a curated record
UAUGCCCUUAAUCAAGAUGGCGACUGGAAAUAGGCGGAGCUACGGCGGCGCAAGAGGGACAGCGGCGGUUGGCGGGAGAGCGGGAAAGAGGCACUUUGACACAGAGUGAAGAAACUCUUUGCUGAAGGAGGAGGACGCCAUGCACGUCGUCAAGCGAGAUGGCCGCCAUGAGCGUGUCAUGUUUGACAAGAUCACCUCCCGGAUCCAGAAGCUGUGCUACGGUCUUAAUGUGGAUUUUGUGGAUCCGGCUCAGAUCACCAUGAAAGUGAUCCAGGGCCUCUACAGUGGUGUCACCACUGUGGAACUGGACACUCUGGCUGCUGAGACUGCCGCCACCCUGACCACUAAGCACCCCGACUAUGCCAUCCUUGCCGCCAGGAUUGCCGUCUCCAACCUGCACAAGGAGACCAAGAAAGUCUUCAGUGAUGUGAUGGAAGACCUGUACACCUAUGUGAACCCUCACAACAGCAAGCAUUCUCCCAUGAUUGCGAAGGAGAUGCUGGACAUCGUUUUGGCCAACAAAGACCGACUGAAUUCUGCUAUAAUUUACGAUCGAGAUUUCUCCUACAAUUAUUUUGGCUUUAAGACACUUGAGCGCUCGUAUCUUCUGAAAAUCAAUUCUAAAGUGGCCGAACGUCCGCAGCACAUGCUGAUGCGGGUCUCUGUGGGGAUCCACAAGAAUGACAUUGACGCGGCGAUCGAGACCUACAACCUCCUCUCUGAGAAGUGGUUCACCCACGCCUCCCCCACCCUCUUCAACGCCGGCACCAACCGCCCCCAGCUCUCCAGCUGUUUCCUGCUGUGCAUGAAGGACGACAGCAUCGAAGGCAUCUACGACACACUCAAGCACUGUGCGCUCAUCUCCAAGUCGGCCGGAGGGAUCGGCCUCGCCGUCAGCUGCAUCCGCGCCACCGGGAGCUACAUCGCAGGGACAAAUGGGAACUCUAAUGGGCUGGUCCCAAUGCUGAGAGUGUACAACAACACAGCCCGCUACGUGGACCAAGGGGGCAACAAGCGACCGGGGGCCUUUGCCAUCUACCUCGAGCCUUGGCACUUUGACAUCUUUGAGUUCCUGGACCUGAAGAAGAACACCGGGAAGGAGGAGCAGCGGGCCAGGGACCUCUUCUUUGCGCUCUGGAUCCCGGACCUCUUCAUGAAGCGGGUGGAGACCAACCAGGACUGGUCUCUAAUGUGUCCCAACGAAUGCCCCGGCCUGGAUGAAGUCUGGGGAGAGGAGUUCGAAAAACUCUAUGAGAGCUAUGAGAAGCAGGGCCGUGUGCGCCGUGUGGUCAAGGCCCAGCAGCUCUGGUACGCCAUCAUCGAGUCCCAGACUGAGACCGGCACUCCGUACAUGCUCUACAAAGACUCCUGCAACAGGAAGAGCAACCAGCAGAACCUGGGGACCAUCAAGUGCAGCAACCUCUGCACCGAGAUCGUGGAGUACACCAGCAAUGACGAGGUUGCGGUGUGCAACUUGGCCUCUUUGGCCCUCAACAUGUAUGUCACUCCAGAGCACACCUAUGACUUCCGGAAGCUGGCCGAGGUCACCAGGGUCAUCGUCCAGAACCUGAACAAGAUCAUCAAUAUCAACUACUACCCUGUCCCAGAGGCGGAAGUCUCCAACAAGCGGCACCGUCCCAUUGGGAUCGGGGUGCAGGGCCUGGCGGACGCCUUCAUCCUGAUGCGCUUCCCCUUCGAGAGCCCCGAGGCCCAGCUCCUCAACCAGCAGAUCUUUGAGACCAUCUACUAUGCCGCGCUGGAGGCCAGCUGCAACCUCGCCAAGGAGUGCGGACCCUACGAGACCUACGAGGGAUGCCCCCUCAGCAAAGGGAUCCUACAAUACGACAUGUGGAACGUGGUUCCGACGGACCUUUGGGACUGGAAGGCGUUGAAGGAGAAGAUUGCAAAGCACGGGGUCCGGAACAGCCUCCUGGUGGCCCCGAUGCCCACGGCUUCCACGGCUCAGAUCCUGGGCAACAACGAGUCCAUAGAGCCCUACACGAGCAACAUCUACACCCGGAGGGUCCUUUCUGGAGAGUUUCAGAUCGUGAACCCGCACUUGUUGAAGGACCUGACAGAGCGAGGCCUUUGGAACGAGGAGAUGAAGAACCAGAUCAUCGCCUGCAAUGGCUCCAUCCAGACCAUCCCUGAAAUCCCGGACGACCUGAAGCUGCUCUACAAGACGGUGUGGGAGAUCUCCCAGAAGACGGUGCUGAAGAUGGCUGCGGACCGAGGGGCCUUCAUUGACCAGAGCCAGUCCCUGAACAUCCACAUUGCUGAGCCCAACUACGGCAAGCUGACCAGCAUGCACUUCUACGGAUGGAAGCAGGGCCUGAAGACCGGCAUGUACUACCUGCGGACGAAGCCGGCGGCGAACCCCAUCCAGUUCACGCUGAACAAGGAGAAACUGAACAAGGAGAAGAGCAGCAUCGGCGAGGAGGAGGAGGAGGCGAAGAAGGAGCGCAACAAGGCGGCCAUGGUCUGCUCCCUGGAGAACAGGGACGAGUGCCUCAUGUGCGGGUCUUAACCGCGGAGCGAGCGACGGAAUCUAGGAUUGAGCUAGGAUUAGGUAGGUCUAGUUUACCUGGGGCAAGGGGAGAAAGAGAGAGAAGCCCACAGAAGCCUUGGGCGUGCCUUUUGGCCACCUUGCAGGACCCACAGUAUUCUUUAUCAUGCAGCACAUGGGGUUGGGGAAGUUAACGUAGGUUAAAUGCAAACUUGGGCCCUCUGGGUGUUUUGGACUUCAACUCCCACCAUUCCUAACAGCCGGUAGGCUGUUAGGAAUGGUGAGAGUUGAAGUCCAAAACACCCAGAGGGCCCAAGUUUGCCCAGGCUUGACAUAGGUCAAUUAUCUCUACUAUUGUGGUCUCGGAACUGGACAUUCCCUGUGUUAUUCUUUGCAACUACUGCCGUAUGAUGUUCUUUUAGGACCAUAUUCUUCUCAAUGGGCUGUCCUUACAAAGAGCCAACGAAAAGUCCGUUCUAGCCAUCCCGAUAUAAAAAUCUGUGGCCCCUUUUGUUGGCUCUGGACUAUUUAUUGAGGGCAAGAACUGCGCAGGGUUCUUUGAUCCACUUCAGUGCAUUAAUAAAACCUUGAGGUGUGAA